AUGGCGAAGCAGAGCUUCAACCUGAUCACAAACUACCACUCCACCCCCCACGACUACGGCGGGCGAGAUGUCCUAGGCGGUCAUCCCGGUCUCCAGCUCUGGGUGCGCAGCGCCCUCGUGCACGAAGAGGGUGAAGAAGGAGAGCUAGUGCCUUCAGCAGAAAUCGUGUCCGAGCGCGACGACAUCUUGUACGGCAGCUUCAGAAUCGCGAUGAAGACUUCGUCCGUCAACGGGACGUGCGCGGCAUUCUACUUCUACCGCAACGACUCGCAGGAACUGGACGUGGAAGUCUUAUCGGCAGAGCAGGUCGGUGGGAAGGGGAAGGGCGAGGGCUGGCCCGUUCAUCUGGUCGUGCAGAACACUACCGUGGAUCUGCAAGGGGACGAGGCGGUGGAAGGGUCGAAGCAGAUGGUGUGGAGGCUGGAGUCGGCGCCGAGUGAGGACUAUAAUGAGUAUCGGUUUGACUGGCUGCCGGGGAGGGUGGAGUAUUACUUGAAUGGGGGGAUGGUCUGGAGCACGGGGGAGAAUGUGCCGAGUAGUGCUGGGAGGGUGCAUAUUUCGCAUUGGUCAAACGGUAACCCCUUCUGGUCCCACGGCCCACCCCUCUCCGACGCGGUGAUGACAGUCAGCUACGUGAAAGCCUACUUCAACUCCACCAACUCCACUCGCAACUCCAUCUACCAGUCCUUCUGUCCUCCUGGCAAGGCAAGUAGCUCCGGCAAGACCUGCGAGGUACCGACCCAGUCCGUCGCACCGAAUGCCUUCGGCAACAACGGGAAUACUACUGGCCGAACAUUCUUCUUCACGCACCACCCGGAUAUGGUCGUCAAUCAAACGGUCUAUGAUCCAGCGGCUACGGAGAAUGCGGCGAGCAGUCGGCGUUGGGAGCUGGCUUCGAUCUGGCUGUUCGUUUUGCCUUGGAUCUUUGUGUACGAUUCGAGCUUCGUCUCGGUGCUUUAG
Messenger RNA from Saxophila tyrrhenica, 960 nucleotides. RefSeq lists its product as uncharacterized. The transcript is spliced from 2 exons. Gene Ontology annotation, molecular function: hydrolase activity, hydrolyzing O-glycosyl compounds. NCBI's taxonomy places the organism in Eukaryota, Fungi, Ascomycota, Dothideomycetes, Mycosphaerellales, Extremaceae. Gene Ontology annotation, biological process: carbohydrate metabolic process. The record is from RefSeq and is a predicted model, not a curated record. Bases 1 to 960 code for a protein of 319 amino acids.